Nymphaea colorata (pocket water lily) is the source of this 823-nucleotide messenger RNA. RefSeq lists its product as uncharacterized. The transcript has a single exon. The coding region runs from base 63 to 581 and encodes 172 amino acids. NCBI's taxonomy places the organism in Eukaryota, Viridiplantae, Streptophyta, Magnoliopsida, Nymphaeales, Nymphaeaceae. Gene Ontology annotation, molecular function: acyltransferase activity, transferring groups other than amino-acyl groups. The record is from RefSeq and is a predicted model, not a curated record.
UCUUGUUCUCUGCAGCUCUAUAAAAUUACCGUUCCUCUUUGCGUGUCUUACACACUACGCAAAUGGGGGAGUCGAAGAGGGAAGCGGGAAUGAUCAGCCUGAGGCCGUUUGAGGAGAGCGACCUGGACGACCUGAUGGUAUGGAGCAGCGACGAUCGAGUGACCCGGUGGUGCGGUUGGGACUCCUUCACUUCCAAGGAGGAAGGCCGGAGAUGCCUCGAUCACAUGAUCGCCCACCCUUGGAACAGGGCCGUCUGCCUCGACGGCCGCCCCAUCGGCUUCGUCACCGCCAGGCUCGAGCACCGCGGCAGGGCGGAGCUUGGCUAUGUCUUAGCCUAUGAUCACUGGGGCAAAGGGUUCGCCACACAAGCAGUGAAGAUGGCCGUCCCCUUGAUUUUCCACGAGUUUCCGGACAGGGAAAGGAUCGAUGCUCUGGUCGACGUCGAGAAUAUUGGGUCGCUCAAGGUCCUGGAGAAGGCGGGGUUCGUUAAAGAGGGUCUGCUCCGGAAGUAUGUCUGCCAUAAGGGGAAGAUGACGGAUAUGUUCAUUUUCAGUAUCCUCGCCUCCGAGUAUAAUCUUUAAUUUCUAUGCGCCGGAUUUCAUCGGAAGAACUCCGAAUGAGCUUCUCAUGCCAUUAGACGAAUUGCAUAUGAUCACGGAUCAUGGUGCACUUUGGGGUGACUAGGCCUCUUCGUAAUUCCAACUACGAAUGAAAUAUGUAAUUUUUAGUUGAUAUAUACAUGUCAAAAUUGAGCCUGAAAUAUAUCAUUCUCAGUUGAUACAUAUUUGUCAAAAUUGGGCCUUCUUGGUUACAAUAAACUUGG